GUGUUUUUAUUCAGUUUAUAGAAAAUUUAAUAAAAAAAAUUUUUGCGGCUGUUUAUCUAAAUAUUUAUUAUACACUCCAAAGUCUGGAGACGGUGCAAUUUUGAAGAAAGUAGCUAAAAUGUUUUGAUUAAUUGAUUUGCUGUUAAUUGUGAAUUCUGUUAGGCCGCCGAAUUUGGUCAAUUUAAGCAAAUACCUUCCCAUCAGUCGAAAUCCAUCGAAGCAAAAAUGAGUAACGAAAGUUGGAAACGUGAAUUGGAUGUGCUUAUGAAGAAGAUCGAGCAGUAUUCAAGUGACUCACUGUUGCGGAUCAAGAGGGAGUGUGAUCAUACCGGUUUGCCCAAAGGCGAAAAAUUUCGAAAAAUGUUCCUUGGCAUAACUAAUACGCGCAUUGCCAAGGCGUUUGAUAAAUUGGAACGUGGAACAUCUGAAUGGGGUUCAAGAAAACGUAAAACUGAUGAAAGUCAUUCACGAGAUGAAGGACGAUGUAGGUCAAAAUCAGAGACAUAUUCUUUGGACAGGCCGUCGACGUCAAGAACAUCAAAAUCGACAAAGUCAGCAGCAUCCGAUAUGCGAAUUUCAAAAGAAAGACGUGACCAAAGUUCCAAUAGAAAACGGAAGUCGGGUGAAAGUGUCUCUCGUGAGAUGGACAAAAGUGGUUCUCACCAAAUAGAGGCUGAAAAUAGGUCAGGAAAGUCGGGAGAUAGUGGCUCACGAAAGAUUGACAAAGGUGUCUCUCGUGAGAUGGACAAAAGUAGCUUCCGCGAGAUGGAUGGAAAAAGUUCGCUAAAAAAGACUGAAGUAAAGUCACCUACUGAUUUGCCAGCAGUUGAUGACGGAGUCACCGUCAAGCUCCAUCCAUGUACUCUCAAAUUCGCUUGCGUACAUUGUGAAAAGUCCAAAUCGCUAUCACCCGAUACUUGCAGCGAUAACAUUGAAACCAUCUAUGGUCAUUGGUUAUCCGCUCACACUGAUCUUCCGAACGUUCGUCCCUUUCAGUUCUACGUGACACAGUUGGUGGCUUGUCACUUUUGCGAUCAGCUCGGUCCAUUCCACGAAGUGAUUCAACAUCAAAUCACAAGUCAUCCAAACAAUUCACGCAUUAUCGUCAAUGAAUCGAUUCGGCAUCAGUGUGCCCUUUGUGAUCACUCCGAAGACUUGGCUGACCACUUCGAACAGACCCACAAAGUCGUCAUUCCAAAUCCAUUUCAAGUGACCGAUGAUGUUUUGGACAUGCUCCUAAAAAUUGACAUUCAUAAAAAGGUGGAAUGUGGCCAUUGCAAUGUAGUUUUCGAAACGCACCAUGAAUUCGAUCACCAUCAUUUGAUGGAGCAUUCAGGUAUGGAAAUGUUUCAAAAGCAAUUGUCUGAUCAAAAAACGGUAGACAUACAAUGUAAUGAUUGCAGUCAGAUGUUCAGCAAAGAGGAUUACUUCAAUCAUUUGGAAGAGCAUUCGUUCAAUUUUAAAUGCACUGACUGUGAUUUCCGAACAAAUAUUGCGACCGAGCUCUUGAAUCAUGGCAAAACAGCGCAUAACAUCGAUAAGGUCAUGGUUGAAAGUAAAGAGUUCGGUCGUCAUUUGAAGGAAGUGCAUUGGAAAUCAAAGACCAUCUUUAACAACGGGUUGAUGUUAUCGAAUUUCAAUUUGAAGGGCACCAGAUUCGAUGAGUCACCAAAAUUAGGAGCCGUUCUCGAAGAGCUGAAGGAAAAAGUUAAUGCUUUACUGUCACAAAAAGGAAAAGAGAACCAAUCAAACGGGCAUCACAAGUUCAAGCUCCGAAAGCGACAGCGAUACAUUUUCAUCAGAAUUAUCGACCGAAUCGUCGUUUUCCUUUUCACCGUCCGUUUCAUCGGUCGCAUCACGAACGCCAUUGUCUCAGGCUGAACUGUAUGCUGAACUCCGUAAACAAAAUGAAUUGGUCAAUAAUUUGUCAAUCACUGGCAUUCCACGCUUUCGUAAUGAAAAUUUGUGGACCAUCUUCGAUAAAAUGUGCGAAAAAUUAGGGGCACCGGUAACACAACGUGAUGUAUCGAAGAUUUUUCGAACAGCCGGACCACAGAAGCCGAUUAUUAUAAAAUUGAAAACAUGGACGGCAAAGGCGAAUAUAAAACGAUGUUUUAAGUACAACGAUCUUUGGUCGUCGGACGUUAUAACGUUGCCCGCUCGAAUGCCAUCCACACGGGUAUUCGUUAAUUUGCAUACGACACGAUUUUAUGGGAAAAUGCUGAAAAUUGCCAAACACUAUAAAAAAAUGGGCGUCAUUCAAAUGUUUCACUUGUGUGACACAGGUCUUUUGGUGAAGUCUGAAAAAGGUGACCGACACCAUACUAUGCUGUCAAAACAGGAACUGCUGAAUUGGGUCAAUGAGGAGAAGGAGAAACAAUUUAAAGUGAAGACCAAACGAAAUUUGGAACCGCAUGACGAAGUGGAGGCAAGGCUUCGCAAAUAUCGACGAACACAUUGAUUGUUUUUGGCCGAAUCGACCACUGUUGAGAAAAACAUUAAUAUUAAAAUUAAAAGACAUUAAAUUGGAAUUUUUAUAGAUUAAAUUUUUAUUUGUAAUAAACCAAAUAGAAAAUAAACAACUCCAAUAAUUCAAACUGGAAA
This is a messenger RNA of Contarinia nasturtii (swede midge), 2604 nucleotides long. RefSeq lists its product as uncharacterized. Bases 226 to 1881 code for a protein of 551 amino acids. The transcript is spliced from 4 exons. The record is from RefSeq and is a predicted model, not a curated record. Lineage: Eukaryota; Metazoa; Arthropoda; Insecta; Diptera; Cecidomyiidae.